Bacidia gigantensis is the source of this 4140-nucleotide messenger RNA. RefSeq lists its product as uncharacterized. Gene Ontology annotation, cellular component: mitochondrial DNA-directed RNA polymerase complex. The transcript has 2 exons. Gene Ontology annotation, biological process: mitochondrial transcription. Bases 1 to 4140 code for a protein of 1379 amino acids. The record is from RefSeq and is a predicted model, not a curated record. Gene Ontology annotation, molecular function: mitochondrial promoter sequence-specific DNA binding; DNA-directed RNA polymerase activity. NCBI's taxonomy places the organism in Eukaryota, Fungi, Ascomycota, Lecanoromycetes, Lecanorales, Ramalinaceae.
AUGCUGGUACGAGCAUCUCGCAGAAGACUGCAGCUUGCGAUACAACAGGCUCGAUUGGACGCAGAAUCUAUACAGCUGCCGUUUCUCUGUCCUGCCCUUCUCAAUCCACCACUCCAAACACGAACAUCUUCUUCAUACAACAAUCCAUCUUCAAAGUCCGGUCUAAAGUCACCGCGCCCAGCCUCGCGUCCAGACUACAAUGUUCUGCACUCAACAAGCAGGGGUUUGGCGUCCGCUGCAGCCAUCGAGUAUCAAUCGCCGCAAGACUUCAUACCCUUCUCUCCCUGGCCCGAAGCUGCAAGCUUGCCAGCUUUUGGACCAGAAACAAUUCCUGCUCUUCACGGCUUUGAAACGCGGCCAACGCCGCUGAUACUCGAUGACCGCCCUCUAUCAACUCUCGGCAAGUUUCGAUCUGCUGAUGGGAUCAGUGGCGAUGUCAAUGAAAUCCAUCAAACUUUACACGCUUCCCUCCGCAUUGGCCGGUUUGAAAGAGCGGCUACCCUUGUGCGACGACUUCACCAAAUCUACCAGCCAGAGGCUGCUGGGCUACUUGCCGCACACAAGGAUUAUAUCAGAGAAAUGACGGCCAUGAUCAUCAAGACUAAGAAUAUGCUUCAAUUGCAAGCUUUAUUGAAGUGGUACGAGAUCGAAAUCAAAGCUCAAGGCGUUUCUCAAGACGCGGAACUCUUCGCGCUCAUAAUCCAGGCCUGUCUUCAAGAUCCCAACUACAAAAAGCGGAUGCGAACAGUGAGAAGGUACUAUAACAUAGCUCGCGAUCAUGGCAUAGAAGAAGAGACAAAAGAAAGGGUUCCAGAACUAGAAGACGCUUUCAAGAACUUCGGCUGGUACAUAAAUCGGAUGCCUAUGCCAGCCGAACAAAGACCCAACGUGCCUGGUUUCGAACCCGAUUUUGACCCUUUGUCAAGGAGGUUGCGAGAGGUCGAGACCAAAGGUCAAGGGCUUUUGACCCUGAGGAAGUCGUUAUCGUCGCUGCAGAAAUCAAGCGAGCUGCAAGGAAUUGCUUCUAAAGACGAACUUCUAGCACGGGCAGAAGAUCAAACAAUUCCUAACGUGGAUCGACAGCUGUACAUGGAAGAGAAUACAGUCAAGGCUGCCCUAGAGCGUUGGCAAAUUGAGAAUGCCCAGCUCAGAAAGAUUGGAAUCAGUAGCGCGCUCCAAGACAGAGCUCCCAUUGGAGGCUUGAUGUGGACUUGGCACGAGCAGCUUGAGCCGGCCAUCAAGGAAGAAAUGAAGAUGUUCGAGAAAGCGGAGAGGAAUGCGGAUAAGAAAGGAAAGAAGACAGCACCUGACAUCGAUCGGCUUCAGUGGGGACCAUUUCUGGCAAGCCUACCUGCUGAAAAAAUAUCCGCUUUGACUAUCAUGGCCGUAAUGCAGACUGCAUCUACUGCUGGGAACGUGAAGGGUACGAAGCUUGUUACUUUGGUGUAUCAGAUUGGGAAACUGCUUCGAGAAGAAGCCUAUGCUUGCAUUAAUCGUGAAAAUCGUGGCUUUCAGGACUGGCGCAGAAAGAGUCACACUCGAGAUGGAUACAUCAAAGCCUCACGAUUGAGAAGUGUUGCAGAUAAGCUUGCAGCUGGCACAGAGCCUGAGCUGUACGACACAGCGCAUUGGCCAUCGACAGUUUCUUUCAAAAUUGGAGCUUUGCUAUUGUCCAAGCUGAUAAGCAUUGCAAAGGUGGACGUCUCGCGAAAGAAUCCAGAGACGGGGUUAGAUGUUCACGAGUCCCGGCCUGUCUUUUUCCAUACAUAUCAACACUCCAAAGGAAAGCGAGUAGGUAUUGUGCAGCUGAAUGCGGCCAUCAUGGACAAGAUGGCAAAGGCGCCCGUCGGCUCCGCCCUCGCAAAAUUGUUACCGAUGGUCUGCGAGCCGAAACCUUGGACUGCUUUCAAUAGCGGUGGUUUCCUAGACCAAAAUCUCCGAGUCGUGCGAGCUCAUUCCGCGGAUUCAUACUCCAAAAGCUACUUGAUGACGGCAGCUGAAACUGGCGAUCUGGCACAGCUCUAUCAAGGGCUCAAUGUACUUGGUAAGACGCCCUGGAAAAUCAAUCAGCGAAUCUUUGGGGUCAUGGCAAACGUUUGGGACACAGGAGAACCAAUUGCUGGCAUUCCGCCUGAGAACCCUACAAUGGAAUAUCCUCCGGAGCCUGACUCGUCAAGCGGCCGAGAGGAGCGCCGGCGCUGGCUUACUAAGGUUCAGAGACUCGAGAACGAAAAGACAGGCCUCAGGAGUCAGAGAUGCUUCAUGAAUUUUCAAUUGGAAGUGGCUCGUGCCUUUAGCAAGGAGACGUUUUAUUUUCCUCACAAUGUGGAUUUUCGAGGCCGCGCUUACCCGAUGGUGCCAUUCAUGAAUCAUAUGGGCGCUGACAAUAUGCGCGGGCUCCUUCUUUUCGCAGAUGGCAAGAAGCUUGGCGAGUCAGGUUUAUGGUGGCUCAAGGUACAUCUUGCAAAUGUUUACGGAUUCGACAAAGCUAGCUUCAAGGAGCGAGAAAUGUUCGCUGAAGAGAGUAUUGCUGAGAUUACAGACUCGGCGUUGAAUCCAUUACACGGACGACGUUGGUGGUUGAAGGCGGAAGACCCUUGGCAAUGUCUCGCUACUUGCAUCGAAUUGCAUGGAGCUCUUCAACUUGAUGAUCCAACUCAAUUCAUUUCGCACCUUCCCGUUCAUCAAGAUGGCACCUGCAAUGGCUUACAGCAUUAUGCAGCUUUGGGCGGUGACGUGGUAGGAGCCAAACAGGUGAAUCUGGAACCUGGACAACGGCCGUCAGACAUCUAUACCGCAGUCGCAGAAACCAUAAAAAACGAAGUAAAGCAAGAAGCCUCAGACGGCCAUCUCAUUGCCAAAUACUUGGACGGUCAUGUCACAAGAAAGGUCGUCAAACCGACAGUCAUGACCAACGUCUAUGGUGUCACGCUUGUCGGGGCGAGAGCGCAAGUUCAAAAGCAGCUGGCAGAUAGUCUCAAAUUUCCGGAAACGGGUCCGGUUACCCUACAGUACGCAUCACACUACAUCGCGAAGAAGAUCUUCAACACGUUGGGCAACAUGUUCAACGGGGCUCAUGAAAUUCAGUACUGGCUCGGAGACUGUGGCAAUCGAAUCUGUGAAUCAGUCUCAUCAGGACAGAUUUCUCGGCUGGAACAACAAUCCAACGGUGGGUCACCGCGUACCGCUUUUCGGAUGAAGGAAUAUAAAACCAAAGCUGACUGUGGCUCGGCUGCCUUCCUGACGCCUGUGACUUGGACAACGCCGCUUAAAAUUCCCGUCGUUCAACCAUAUCGCAAAAAUCAAAACGCGGCAUUAAAGACAGAGUUGCAGACUAUUUGGCUGCGAAAGCAAAUUUCACAGUUCCCAGUGGAUAAAACGAAGCAACUUCAGGGCUUUCCUCCAAACUUUAUCCAUUCCCUUGACGGCACCCAUAUGUUUUUGACCGCUUUGAGGUGCAAUGAGCUUGGCCUGACAUUUGCCUCGGUGCACGACUCAUUCUGGACCCAUGCUGCCGAUAUCGACGUCAUGAACAAGGUCACUCGCGAUGCCUUCGUUCGGAUGCACUCCGAAAACAUCGUUGCUCGACUUCACGCAGAAUUUGAGACGAGGUACAAGGGAUACAUGCGCUUAGCCUCCAUCUACCUUGCAACACCAGUGGGCAGGAGUAUCGCACGAUGGAAGAAAAACAAUCCUGGAAUGGGGACCAGCGGGUCCAAGACUACCCAGGGCCGCAUUGACCCGGGUAAGGUUGCAGAGUUGAUGUUGGAGGUAAAGCGCUUGCGUUUGCUUGCCUCCAAAAACGCCAUGGAAAGAGCGGAGGGUGAGGCCAUGGAAACACCGGCUAGCAUAUUCGAAAAGCUUUCGAGCGAAGAUGCUCUUGCGGCUCCUGAUCGACGACCGACGACAAUCGGUCAGAGGCGCAGGGUCGGGCAGGUCAAGCUCGAGAGCAAGAGGCAGGCCGAGGCAGUAAAGACAGAGACUUCGAAGCUGCAAGAAUUGUCGUUGGGUGCAGUUGACUUGGGCGAUGAAGAAAUUGAUGCUGUUGAACAUCAAGCAGGCGAAAGGGAGGUCAUUCACGGAGAAACAAGAGAGGAGGCUGUUUCUGAAGGGGGGAUCACAAGCAGCCCAAGGUGUUGA